GCCUAGUGGUGCGAAGCGUGCCUGGCACGUGCGGCGCAGCCGGCUACAUCCCUCGGGUCUCGUCCUCUACUCCUCUCCCCCGUUGCAACGGCGCCCUUCAGCUCCUCUCACGCCAUUCCGUUUCCGUCCCCUCCUUGGUAUUCUUCCUCCCAUGUGCUGAUGCGCGAGAAGGGAAAAGCCCCGAAGCUCCGAUCAGUUUGAGGCCGGGCCGGCGGUAGUGGAGGCAGCAUCUUGGCUGAACCAUUUGUAAAGGCUACAUGGCAAACAGCAGAGGAAGGGAUGUCUCUAUUGAUGCUUUGACUUCAAAGCUUGAAUCCAAGAUAUACUACCAUAGGGAUGCCGCUGUCGAGUACCUGGAUAUCAAGACUAUAGUUGAUAAAGUUGUAGAAGAAAAGAAUAAGCUCUUGGCUGAGAACACCGAAUUCCUGAAUACUAUUGAUAAGGUCGUGGAAGAAAAGGAAAAACUCCAGCAUGAUCAUGAAGUGAUUAAUGAGCUGGUGGCACCAAUGGAGAAGCAGCUUGAAAUGGUAAAGAAGGAGCUUGAAGAAGUAAAAUAUGAGCAUGUGGCAGCAAAGGAGGAGCUUGCUGUGGCAAAAGAGCAACUUGCUCAGAAGAACAAAGAGCUGAAGGUUCUAAGGAAGAAGCUUCAGGAGAGUGAAGCCAUGCACACUCAACAUGAGCAACAAAUUGGAAGUGCUUCUGAGCCUGCUCGUUCCAAAAUGGUAACAAGAUUAUCACAUACACGGGCUAUCCUGCUCCAAGGAUCAUCGGACAAUGACAUAGACAGACAUCGCUGUAAAAAACAGAGGUCCUAUCCGCAGGUGCCAAAUAACCCAACUGCUGGCCAGCAUUCAGGCAGAGAUGACGACCAGGAGGUGGUCAGACAAAAGCUGAUCAAGCGGUUCUCUGAAAUUGAUGCUGGACAGUCAAUUGGGAUAAAGAAAAUGGGGAAAUUAAAUGAGAAGCCAUUCCGGGAUGCUUGUGCUGUCAAGCUGGCUCCUAAAUAUGCUGGUGCGAAAUCUUCUGAACUGUACGCACUGUGGCAGGAACUACUCGAUAGUCCAAACUGGGAACCCUUCAAGUCUGUAAUAGUUGAUGGCAAUCAUCAGGAGGAGGUCAUAGAUGUUGAUGAUGAUAAGUUGCAAGGACUGAAGCUGUCAUGGGGAGAAGGCCCCUACAAUGCUGUCAUUAGUGCAUUGGUUGAGAGGAAAGAGUACAACACUGAUGGAACAGGUGAUGCCUUCGAUCUAUGGAACUAUAAGGAAGGGAGGAAGGCCACUCUUGGGGAGUGUGUCGACUGUAUCUUGGACAAUGUAAAGAAACUCAAGCGGGUCCAUCUGACAUACAGGUCGAGGAGAACAAUGUGUGCUGCCACUGCGAGCAUGCAUGACCCAGUCAAAGAUCUGUCGGCAGCAAGUAAUGAAUGAAGUCAUCAGAUGUCCAACACUAGCAAGCAUGGAAGGAAGCCAUGAUCUUAGCAGGCUUUUAUUUUGCGUCUGAUUAAAACUCUGGUGUAUCAAUAUGCUGCUGCUUUGGUGUUACCUUGGUUUCAACUUCUGACAAGAACUCUGAUGCAUGAAUAUGUUACUGACUUUGGUGCCAUUUUCAUUUCAUGCUUCUUCUUCAA
Molecule: messenger RNA, 1627 nt
Organism: Aegilops tauschii subsp. strangulata
Lineage: Eukaryota; Viridiplantae; Streptophyta; Magnoliopsida; Poales; Poaceae
Biological process (GO): gene silencing by siRNA-directed DNA methylation
Source: RefSeq, a predicted model, not a curated record